Molecule: messenger RNA, 429 nt
Organism: Kockovaella imperatae
Lineage: Eukaryota; Fungi; Basidiomycota; Tremellomycetes; Tremellales; Cuniculitremaceae
Exons: 4
Coding region: 1-429 (142 amino acids)
Source: RefSeq, a predicted model, not a curated record
AUGUCAGAGGAUCCUAUUGUGCUCUCCUCCGAUCCCCCAAGUCAAGCAAUUAAUGCGGCCUCUGUAGCAGAAUCCUCCCAAGCUCAAGCCUACGACCAACUUGCCUCAUCUCCUGAUCGCAAGUACAAUAUGCAAGAUAUCGAGCCCGAUGUGGAUCCAGUCACUGAGUCUGCCGUUGCCGAAAACAAUCCAGAGACCACCAGCGCCAAUUCAGUGACCCUCAACUCUGACGACUCGUUCAUGCCAUUGCAUUCCAGCGCAGAUUCUUUCCCGUCGGUCCCCUCAAUCACGCUCAAUGCCCUAACUUUUGUACGUCUGCUUCAGGUGGCCUGUGAUGAGCUACGCUUCCUGGAUAGCAUGCAAGAUGUGGAAAGACAACAAGCCAUUGUGUUGAUUGACUUGAUCAACAGCAUGAUGGGAGACAUAUAG